CGCUACAAAAGUCUACAAGUAUGCGGGUUGUGCGCGUCCGUCUGUUGGUCGACUUUCGCAUGUUCUGCAAAAACACCUCACAAAAAAAAUGGCUCAAACUCGGGAAACGUCGUCCCCACUAGCGGAAACUGAAGCUGAAUCGCCUCGGAUUGAAGCAAAUCUCGACCUUGAGGACGACGACCGCGACUCUGCCAUCGACUCGGGUAGUCUCAUUUCAAGCACCACAUCCCUCUCCGAGAGUAUCUUUGACUAUCGGAAGUUGCAUGGCCGCACGUACCAAAACACAAAGACCGCCGAGUACUGGGCCCCGAACGAUGAAAAGCAGAAUGAUGGACUCGAUCUGAUUCACAACGCGUGCUUGAUGCUUAUGGACGAUAAGUUGUUCCUUGCUCCACUUGAGAAGAGCCCCGGCCGCGUGCUGGAUGUAGGAACUGGCACAGGUAUCUGGGCAAUUGAUUUCGCGGAUCAGUACCCAGAGACGGAAGUGAUCGGUACGGAUCUGAGCCCCAUCCAACCUGCCUGGGUUCCACCAAAUGUCAAGUUCAUGAUUGACGAUUGUCUCCUCGACUGGACGUGGCCUGAAAAUCACUUCGAUUUCAUUCAUAUUCGUGCCCUGUACGGGAGCGUUGCCGACUGGGCCGAGUUGUACAAAAAGGCCUUUCGGCAUCUGAAGCCCGGCAAAUGGUUCCAAGACCUUGAGAUGGGAGUGAGGUUUCAGUCAGACCACGUGCAAUAUCCCGAGGAUCAUGUCUUUAACGAACUUUCAAGCCUUGUGUACGAGGCUGGAGAGAAGACCGGUCGGACAUUCCGAAUUUGCGAAGGCAACACGAUGAAGGAGCACAUGGAAGCGGCAGGCUUUGUCGACAUCGUCGAGAAGAAGAUCAAGGCACCGCUCCAUGGGUGGCCGAAAGACCCUCGGCUUCAACAAGCCGGAUUACUCUUGCAACUUGCAUUUGACGAGAGUCUUGAGGGUUUGAAUACGUUUCUUUUGACCCAGGUCUUAGGCUGGCAGACCGAAGAGGCCAUGCUGCUCCAAGCUAAGAUGCGAAAAGAGAGCAGGAAAAUCUCAAACUACCACUGGUUCCAGAUUACUAUUGUAUAUGGGAGGAAGUCGGAUGAAUCAGAACCAGAAUUGGCUACGGCAUAGUUGCGAUUUCGGGGGUUUUGGAGCUUGUUGACCCUCGUGAGAUCGCAGCAACUUUUGGCCGGCAGAUGAGUGCUUCGUAUCUUUAAAACGCAUUUUAUCUUUAUCUAUCGUGUAUUGUCAUUUCUAGCAGGACGUAAAAUAACCCAGGCGAUGCUUUCUCACUUCUCUCGUCAAAACGAGUAUCGCGAGUCCUCAAGAUGCACUCCAACUCCAACCAGUGACAGCUGAAACCUG
Molecule: messenger RNA, 1381 nt
Organism: Ilyonectria robusta
Lineage: Eukaryota; Fungi; Ascomycota; Sordariomycetes; Hypocreales; Nectriaceae
Product: S-adenosyl-L-methionine-dependent methyltransferase
Exons: 2
Coding region: 89-1147 (352 amino acids)
Molecular function (GO): methyltransferase activity
Source: RefSeq, a predicted model, not a curated record